AGAGCAAGAUGACCUCCGAGUACACACUGUGGACCACGGGGAGGGAAACACACACACAUCCUUCACUGAGAGUUAACUGAACUUUACGCAGCCAGUCGGUGAGCGGGGCGCAGGAGAGGACUGCCGUUUCUACCCAGUGGAAUUCACCUGAUGAAGGGAUGUUGUUUUCAGCUAACAGUGAACGAACAUUCACUUUUUUAGUGGUGUCCUUUUUCUCUCCCAGCCCAUGAGCAGAGUUGGAUGUGAGUAAACACUACAAUGUUUCACGCGGCUGUUUGUGCUCCUCUCGUGAUGGGCUGACAGAGACAGAGAGACCGAACCAAAUGGAUUAUCUUUCCUCCAAACUCCACCGGCCACCUGUAGAGUAACUAACGGGCCGGUAUGAUAGUGUCUAACGUCAGUCUGAGCUGCGGCGUGAGCUGCCCAUGGGGAGUCAGUGACGGUAAAACGGUGGUCACGCAGGGAGGAGGCUCAGGUUCUCUGAGUCCUACGGGACAUCUCGUGGUGGCAGUGUGUCUGGGGUUCAUAGGUACAUUCGGUUUCCUCAACAACCUCCUGGUGUUAACGUUAUUCUGCCGGUACCAUACGCUGCGCUCGCCCAUCAACGUCCUGCUGUUGAGUGUGUGUGUUUCGGACCUGCUGGUCUGCGUGCUCGGGACACCGUUCAGCUUCGCUGCUGCCACGCAGGGCAGGUGGCUGAUCGGUAGGGCGGGAUGCGUCUGGUAUGGCUUCAUCAACUCCUGUUUGGGUAUCGUGUCUCUGAUCUCCCUGGCAGUGCUGUCCUAUGAGCGUUGCUGUACCAUGCUGUGUCGGAUGCAGGCGGAUGGUACUGACUUCGGUACAGCGGUGGCUGGAGUGUGUUUCUCCUGGGUCUACGCCCUGGCCUGGACACUGCCCCCGCUGCUGGGCUGGAGCAGCUAUGGCCCCGAGGGACCAGGAACCACCUGUUCAGUGGACUGGAGGACCCAGACACCCAACAACAUCUCCUACAUCGUCUGUCUGUUCACCUUCUGUCUGUUACUGCCUUUCUCUGUCAUAAUGUACAGCUACGGCAAGCUGCUCAGCGCUAUCAAACAGGUGAGCAAUGUGAGCACGGCGGUAACCCGUCGUCGUGAGCAACGUGUGCUGGUGAUGGUGGUAACCAUGGUAACGUGUUACCUGUUGUGUUGGCUGCCGUACGGUGUAGCGGCCCUACUGUCGACCUUUGGCCCUCGCAACCUUUUGACCCCUGAGGUCACCAUAGUCCCCUCUCUGCUGGCCAAGACAUCUACAGUCAUCAACCCUGUUAUAUACAUCUAUAUGAACAGACAGUUCUACAGGUGUUUCAAGGCUUUGCUAAGAUGUUCUACUCCUGACCGAAGCUCCAGUUUGAAGGCGUCGUCACCGGCGACCAAAACUCUCGGGAACUGUCGCAAUGGAAACGGACACGGCGUGCCGGUUGUUUUGGCGUCAGUAGGCCCUCCCACUCCGACUGACUCGGCCAACAGUUCCUUAGUGGUAGCGGAUAACCUGCCACCAUCACCUCCCAAAAUCCCUCCCCCGGUCCAAACCACGCCCCCUCUCCAAAUCCCUCCCCGGUCCAAACCACGCCCCCUCUCCAAAUCCCUCCCCCGGUCCAAACCACGCCCGCUGCCACUCCCAAACCAAGACUGACCCUCGUAGCUCACUACAAUGGAUAGAGAGAGAAAGGCUUUGUGUUCCCAAGACAUGAUGUACGUUAGGAGUAAGAAGGAGAUAUGUCAUGGUAAGAUGGAGGUCUCUCUGAGUAGUAGUCAUUUGAAGCUGUGCAGUAGGUGGUUUUGUUCUUAUCAAUGUGAAUGAUCAGAAGUCUGACAGAUCUGUGGUGAGGAUAAAGUCCCCAGGAGUCACACACACACACUGGCACGUAUAUACACAGUAACCAGUGGAAUUAUUUGUAAAGGAAUUGUUGAUUAGAUCAAUGAUGGUGAAAUUUUUUAUUUUGAGCACAACAUUAUUUCUCUGAUGGCUCAGGUCAGGAACAUUGUUCCAGGGUAAGCUGAUCCUAGAUCUGUGGCGAUGAGCAACUUCAACCUGAAGUAGUCUCUCUAGACAGACGGUUGACUCCCACAAUGUACCAAUGUUCAAGCUUAACAUGCCUGUUUGUAUACAACAUCAGUUUGACAUAGAGGAAAGGGCCAUUCGGCUUUCUUACAAAUCUAAUCAAAUCAAAUUGUAUUUGUCACAUGCGCUGAAUACAACAGGUGUAAACCUUACAGUGAAAUGCUUUACUUACAAGCCCUUAACCAA
This is a messenger RNA of Oncorhynchus keta (chum salmon), 2268 nucleotides long. RefSeq names its product pinopsin-like. Gene Ontology annotation, molecular function: G protein-coupled receptor activity. NCBI's taxonomy places the organism in Eukaryota, Metazoa, Chordata, Actinopteri, Salmoniformes, Salmonidae. Bases 382 to 1653 code for a protein of 423 amino acids. Gene Ontology annotation, cellular component: membrane; photoreceptor outer segment. The record is from RefSeq and is a predicted model, not a curated record. The transcript has 5 exons. Gene Ontology annotation, biological process: visual perception; G protein-coupled receptor signaling pathway.